AGCUGGUUGCCCUUUUGCUUUUCAAAAUAAGUAAUCCGCCAUCGUUUUGGAAUGAGCAAGCGGCAUUGAAUUUGAAUGCUUCAAAGCUCAGGCAGCUGAGUAACAAUGGAAUCAGAAACGGGGUCGUCGACGGAUGAACAGCAACCGUCUGGUUCUGCAGCUGAUACCAGAGGCAAGCAUCGGAUUCUAGCUGAACUUAAACGUGUCGAACAAGAAUCCAGGUUCCUCGAUGAUGAGAUGGAAGAGCUUGAGAGAACUGACAACGUUUCAACAUUGUCCGAGGGGUUGCUGCUUAGCAUGGAGUCAAGACCAGAUCCUCUACUCCCAGUAACAAAUGGUCAUAUAAAUUCAUCAUGGGAUAGAUGGUUUGAAGCGCCCCAAGACUCCAAAGGUUGCACAUGCCAAAUUCUAUGAUUUGAGGCAAUCUAACAUUUGUUGCCAAAACAUGUUAAAAUCUUACAGUUUGUUUGUUAUAUUAACAGAUGUUUCAAUUCUCUUUCAACAGUGUGUAACACCCAAAAUUUUGGGUGGCUCGAAUAAAAUGUAUAAUUUACUUUUUCCUAUUCAGAUGAAAUUUGUAUAUCCGAUACAUAUACUGCAGAUAUGAGCUUUAAAACGGAUCGUUCUUGUCGUCA
Messenger RNA from Hibiscus syriacus, 635 nucleotides. RefSeq names its product guanine nucleotide-binding protein subunit gamma 2-like. Gene Ontology annotation, biological process: G protein-coupled receptor signaling pathway. NCBI's taxonomy places the organism in Eukaryota, Viridiplantae, Streptophyta, Magnoliopsida, Malvales, Malvaceae. The transcript is spliced from 4 exons. The record is from RefSeq and is a predicted model, not a curated record. The coding region runs from base 106 to 414 and encodes 102 amino acids.